Messenger RNA from Strongylocentrotus purpuratus (purple sea urchin), 1899 nucleotides. It is a transcript of the gene gadd45gip1, whose product is annotated as growth arrest and DNA damage-inducible proteins-interacting protein 1. Lineage: Eukaryota; Metazoa; Echinodermata; Echinoidea; Camarodonta; Strongylocentrotidae. The record is from RefSeq and is a predicted model, not a curated record. The transcript has 2 exons. Gene Ontology annotation, cellular component: nucleus. The coding region runs from base 35 to 745 and encodes 236 amino acids.
AGCGCCAUCUAUCACAACUACAUUACAGGCAAAAAUGGCGACUUCCAUGGCUGUUGUGAGGCAGUAUUUGCCACGGACUUGUGAGAGACUUUCCGUACUCCAGCUGCCAAGAAUUAGACAUGGAGAGAACAGUUUGCUUGUCAAGAUGUGUGGUGUAAGACAGCUGCCUUUUCGCCAAUAUUCAGAUAAGGUUCUUGAAGGAAUGGGCGAGUUUGAGGAAGCAGAAGAUCAGCUGGAUCUAUCACUUCUCGACCAGCCGGCGGUACGGACGCCCCCCAGAGAUCGGGCGUGGCAGAGGACGAGGUGGUGGCAUGCCAAACAGUACGCGGCAAUGGGAAAAGCAUCCGGUGUUGAUCCUGCAAUCAUGUGGCCCACAAAGUCAGAACUUAGUAAACUGAUCAAAGAAGAGAAAGAGUAUUUCCCAAGUCUUCGUGCCAUGCAGGCGGAAGUGGCAGCUGAGAAACAAGCAGCAGAUUUAGAAAGACUCAAGAGGGAGAAGCUUAUUGCAGGCAACAUGGCAAAGAUGCCCAAGAUGAUCGAGGACUACUGGCAGAAAGUAGAAGAGGAAAGAGCCAAGCGGAGAGAACAGAAAGAAAAGAGAAACCGCCUUCUGGCCCUUGCGAAGGAGAAGCUUGGCUAUGCCGUCGAUCCUCGCAGCCCUCGCUUCAAACAGAUGGUAGAAGAUAUGGAAGCAGAGGAGAAAAAGAAGAGGAAAGAACUCAAAAAGAGAGGAAUCAAGGUGUGAUGACGGAUUGAAAAUUUGAUGCAUUUUCAUUGUAUCAUCGCUCAGGCAACGACUUUUAAUUGUGUAGGAUUCAUGUUCAGAGAGAGUAAAAAAGGACCUUUGAAUUCUCUAUGAUGGUUGAUAUGUUUGGCAUGGCUUUAAGCAUGUCAAGGAUUAAGGAUAUCUUUGUUAUAUUUCCAUCUCUGUAUAACCAAAUCAUGAUACAUGUAUGAAGAGUUUAGGGUUCUCAAACUUCUCGCUUGUGAAUGACACCCUUUGUGCGUGAGGAAGCUCAGAAUCUGCAAAAUUGUCAUGGUCCUCCCGAACCAUCUCCUGGGGUGAUGUUUCACUAAAUUUCAAGGAGAAAAUAAUCCUUCUGAGAAGGCUUUUUUUUUUUGUAUCAAGGUUUAGUUCUUCUCUCAGUUCUUUCAGUUCUGUUACCAAUUCAGCAAAUCAUUUCACGACAGAAAAGACAGAUUGGUACAUGUACUAUGAGAAUAAGGAAGCCCUAGUGUAUGUAAUUUACGCCCAUCUUUAUUCGAUUACAAAUAGAACAAAAAGAAAAAAGUUUUAUUGAACCAUCCAUUAUUUUCUUGAUUUAUCCAAAUGUGAGAAAACGUUAAAAAUGAACCCCUAAUACCGAUUCCAUGAAGUCUAUUCCAACAUGCUAUAAAGAUACAAAAAGGUCAGACUGUAAGAUUAUUUGAAAUGCUUCUACACAUCUCAAACGAUUUUAUUUCAGGCUGAUAAACGAUGGAUGAGAAACAACCAAUUCAGAAAUUGAAUGAUAUCUGAGUUGUUUUUAAGAGCCCUUUACAUCCAAAUUGUGUAGGUGCCACCACUUCUUUACCUUUAGCAUGAUUUCAGGAGCAUUGGAAAUAUCUGGGCCCCAUUUCACAAAACUUGUCAUCAGUGACAAAUGACAGUUUUUGUUACAAGCUAGUGAAAUCCUUGCUUCUGAUUGGUUAUCGGCAGAUUUGUCAGUGAUUUUUGUCAUUUGUCAUUGAAAAAAGGUUUGUGAAAUGGGUCCCUGGUUUGAAUGAGGUCUCAUUGUUUUCCAACUGGGAUUGAAACUUACUGGUAUGUGAUUUACUUGUAAGUAAAUGUAAAGAGGAUUUCUUCAUUUUUUAUCAUGUUGGACAUUUAACAAAUACAUUUAUUCAUAUGAAAUGACA